Diplodia corticola is the source of this 1401-nucleotide messenger RNA. RefSeq names its product glycoside hydrolase family 61 protein. The coding region runs from base 1 to 1401 and encodes 466 amino acids. Lineage: Eukaryota; Fungi; Ascomycota; Dothideomycetes; Botryosphaeriales; Botryosphaeriaceae. The transcript is spliced from 3 exons. The record is from RefSeq and is a predicted model, not a curated record.
AUGAAGUUCUCCACCUUCACUUUGGCUCUGGCCGCCUCGGCCGCCGUCGAGGCCCACACCAUCUUCACCACCCUCUGGGUCGAUGGCAAGUCUGUUGGCGAUGCCGUUGGUGUCCGCAUGCGCAAGACCCCCAAGAUUGCCAGCUUCCCCAUCAGCCUUGGUUCAGAUGCCAGCGCUUGUGGCUACGAUGGCGAGGAGGGCAACCCGCGUGUCGUUUCUGUCAACGACGGUGCUACCUUGUCCUUUGAGUGGCGCGCCUACGGCAGCAACCCCGAGAAGGGCGCCAUCGACCCGGGUCACAAGGGUCCCUGUGCCGUCUACCUGAAGAAGGUCGACUCGGCUAUCAACGAUACCGGUGUCGGCGAUGGCUGGUUCAAGAUCUGGGACGAGGGCUAUGACGCGGACCAGGACCUCUGGUGCAACCAGAAGCUUGGUGGCGCCGACGCCAACGGCGUCUACAACCACAAGCUCUCUGUCAACCUUCCUUCCGGCCUCGAGGGUGGCUACUACCUCGCCAGGCCGGAGCUCCUUGCUCUGCACGCUGCCGCUGCCAACCCUCCUGAUCCGCAGUUCUACACGGGCUGCGCUCAGAUCUUCCUCCAGUCUUCUGGCAACAAGCGUCCCGAAAGCACUGUCAGCAUUCCUGGUUACAUCAAGUCUGAUGAUCCCGGCGUCACCUUCAACAUCUACAAGGAACCCCUGGCCCUGCCCUACCUCACCCCUGGCCCGGCCGUCGCUGCCCUCGUGAGCAGCGGUGCUAGUGGUGAUUCAAGCAGGCAGAUGGCCCAACAGGAGGGCCUGGAGCCCAAGAACUGCAUCAUGGAGAUGGGCGGCUGGUGUGGAUACGAGGUCUCCUCCUACUCGGACGAGACGGGCUGCUGGGCGUCUGGAGAGGAAUGCUGGACGCAGAACAAGGCUUGCUGGGACUACUCCGACAAGCUAGCCACCGGCGGUGACCCCUGGUGCACGAUCUGGGAAGACAAGUGCCAGAAGAUCGACGAUAACUGCAACGCGAAGAACUUCGACGGCCCGCCGAACAAGGACAAGGAUCUGACGCCGUCGCUUCCCUCCAUGGCCAGUAUUCCCAUGGCCGAGUCGACCACCAACUUCGAGUCCACCAGCAAGGCAACUGUAGCUGCCGUACAGGUCGAGACGGAUGCCUCGUCGGAGUCUGAGGCCAGCUAUGCCGCCCCGACCACGACCAUGCUCACUAUCGCGAGCUCUAGCGUUGAGGCGGAGACGGAGUCGGAGAGCAAGACGACAACCUACACCACGGCGGCGCCCGUUGUCAAGACGAUUUACGAGACCAAGUACGUUACGGACGUGGUGUAUGCCACUGUGGACGCGCAGAAGAUGAAGCGCGCGAGGCACUACGGCAGGCACGGAGUCAACCAGGCGUAA